AUGUUGUUUGCAUUUGAUGGUGGGCCCGGAAAGACUCCCUACGAGAACCUCCUGGACUUAUGCACAGUUCUCUUCAUUUCAGAGGAGGGAUCUGACCUUCCGGUGCAGCGUGUGUUUCAUGCCAUCAACGACUCACUGCAGCGUGCGGAGGAGGACGGCGAUGUGUUGGUUUUGGCAGCCCGGGCCCUGGCCCUCAUACUUGACAGGUUCUCACGAAGUCUUUUAAUCUCUGGAAACUCUGAUGUCUCACGGGCGGUAAAAAAAUGCGCUGAGACGAUUUUUUCGAUUGUGAAGAAACGUCAUGUAAAUUUGCGAUACACGAAGAUGAGUGAAAAGGAACUAAGUGAGGAACUGUUAACUUGUUUUUCGCUCGCCAGAAAUUCCCGGGAGGUUGCUACAGUUACGCCCUCCACUGCGGAGCAACUGAAAUUCUGCUUCAAUGCCCUGGACGAGUCCAAAUGGACUUCGUGUAGAGUCUUAAAACAUUGCAUCGGGUUGAUGCGCCGCGGCGAAUUAAAAACCGCGGGAGACCACGAAAAAAUAUUGCAGUUGCUUCAACAUCACUUGGCUUCACUGUGUUAUGUUGACAUUGACCACGAGUGGGAUGAUUUACUCCGUACCGUUGUGGAGGGGAUACUGACAUACCGAGUCUGGUGCGCUACCCAGUUGCCCUUGAGGAAGCGACGUCGGGCAUCAGGAGGAGGCAGCAAUGCGAUGAAAACGACUGGUAUAAUUUUUGAUGGAGUCCCACUGAAUAAUACCACAGAAGCCUUACUUGCGAUUGGUGAACGCAUACUCUUUAGUGGAACGGCCGAGUGCCGUAUGGAACUUACAUUGGCCUGUCUUGCAAGUUUAGUGGAAACAUCUUCUCUUUCCAUGGAGGCAACUGAAAAGGCAAUUGUGUGGGUUUCAAGGCUUUUAAAGCAAAAUUCAACCCGCGUCGCUGGGUUCUCGAAUCCCUUUCUUCGUUCCCGUCAGGAUGCAGCCAAGAGAGAGCACUUAAGGACGAGUCCAUUUCAGGCGUUGCCAAACUUGCAGUGGAUCGUCCCACCGCUUACUUGGAGCUCUUUGGUUCUAUUGUCCAAGCUUUGCGGUGCUAAUUUUGGGUUUUGCGGUGAAUACAUGUGGGCUUGGCGUGGUGAAGGUGGCGAGUAUUAUCCAUACUUGAGAGGUACCCGGCAGAAACUAACGGCAAUGUUUUUUGCGGCUGAUAAGAACAAAAAAGUUCUUCAAAAACGUCAUGUUAUUGAUCUUUGCACCAUGACAGAUACCAGCGCAUUGACCCUGGUGGUUUCGCGGGUUUAUUUUCAACCGAUACCUAGCGUGGUUGUGUUUGACGGAGCGCUCUCAAUACCACCUGUUUAUACCCACAUAAGUGAAGAAUUAUCUGCGCUUCUUCAAGACGCAUUACGUCCAUUGUCGUUUGGUCAUUCAAAGACGGCUUACUUGGCACGAGCCAUACGUUUACACGUAAUAUGUGGCGGAGCACCUACCAACUCGGAAGAUGUCAUCACCGCUUUUCGAAGUCUUUCGGCUGAGCAGAAGAGACCUGUGGUGGAGGCGAUUUCCUCUGCUCUGAUGCAACACGACAAGGGAUGGGCCCCGGUAUUACUGGAAGCGGGUGUUGCCGAUGCUCUCACGGCUUUUCCAGCGUCUGCGGUAUCUAAAAAAGCUGCAGUUACUACGUCGAGUGAGCAGAAGGGCCCUCCCGUCGCCGAUCUAAUUCGUUACGCCGGAAGUUCUCCACGGGUGGUCGCAAUGAAAAUACCACCGGUGACGGAGUUGCCCUCGUUCCUGUCACACGCUUCUCCCGCGGAGUUACUCGCAUUUAUUGAAGGUUUAGAGGAUUCUACGCUAUCAAUUAGUUCUCUGAAACGAGUUUGUAGCGAAAUUGAUUUGGAUCCUCAACUUGUGUGUCGGAUGCGAGACGCAGCGCACACUUACGUGCUUCGUAUCCUUCAUCAAACCAGUGUGGCUCAUCAAGAAGUGAAGAGUUUGGCGCGCCGCGUGUCUGGGUUCUCGCACUUUAUUGGUAUUUGUAGGCCGACACAAGGUGGAAUGAAUCAUGUGCUGUGCCCCGAAGGUCACCCCCUUUGCGUACACUUUAGUGUGAAUUGGCGAUGUAAUGUAUGUGCAAACUCGAAUUCUUUUGGUUCUCUUGCCUGCCGGGAGUGUGAUUAUGACUUAUGUUCAGACUGCAGCAAUACAAAGCUUUCACGGAUGGAUGUCAAUGUUUCAGCACUUGUUGGCGAUAUUAUCCGUUACUGGCGUGAGUGCCGGGGGGACGAACUUUCUGAUGAGGAUUCAUCACAGAGGAAAUUAAAGCAUUCUGUUCUUUUUACUUCAAAGGGAGUUCUUUCCGCCGGGCGUUCUUCUUCUACACUUCAAGGAGAAGAUGUGCACUAUGCUGAAAUGGGUAAUUGUUGCGAAUGUAAUAUCUCAGUGCCUUUGCUUGUUGCAAAUUCCAUGGGAAAUGAUGUUCUUGACUCCCCACUACAGGUUUUUCUACGCACCUUUGGACCAUUGCAUCAGUGGGGUGAGAUUGAAUCAGCGAUUGUGGAAGUGUUGGAAUCAUGCGGAGGGGAAAUUUUUGAAAGGGGUGUCUCGGGUAUCCCAAUGCCAGUUGUGCGUGUGCUUCAGGCGAUUUCUCCGUAUAUUUCACUUUCUUUUAAGCGUGACACGGCUCAUUUUCUUUCCGUUGGAUGUUAUCGAUUUGGACUGUACCAUUUGCAGGAUGUGAAUGCAUCGGUGCGUGGGACAGUCAUGGGGGAAAUUCAGAGUAAUGGGCUGGCAACGAAGUUUACGGUGAAGAGAGAAACAGGGGCAAUGACGCAGGCACUGUUCAACGCCUUUGUUCAGUAUCCUUCCAUACGGAAUAAGGUUGAGUUCAAUUUUGAGGGAGAGGAGGGUACGGGUGAAGGACCCACACAGGAAUUAUAUACUGAACUGUCUCAACGCUAUCGAGAGAUGGCAACACUUUGGCAUGAGAGAGACGAUGGGGCACUCGAGGCCUUUCCAACCCUUCGACAGGUACAUAAAAAAGAGUUCUUUGUUCUUGGUGCUUCCUGUGGACGAGCAUUUGUAGAUGGUUACACAAUGAAUGUGAGUCUGAUCCCUCUAGCAUGGCCCUUUAUCCGUUCAGCGUCUGUUUCCAUGAAAAACAAGUGGACCCUUCUCAUUGAACUGGAGCCGGAAUUGGCGAACACAUAUAAACGCAUGCUGAGGUCAACCGAUGCUGAAUUGAAAGAGAUGGACUUGGAGGACGAGAAUGGUGCUGUUUUGACAACUGCUACCGUAAAGGCAUAUGUGGAGCGACGUGUGGAGGAGAGUUUGUCACAUGCCAUUUUGAAUCUUUACUGGUUUUCCCUUGGGAUCUCUAGCGUUAUUGAUCUUCGUGCCUUUUGGUUUCUGUCAGACGAUGAAAUGAGUGUAAUUCUUUGUGGAGCCUCACGUGAGAGCACGGAGGAGCAACUUUUCGGGGAGGAGGCGCUGCGUUCGGCGAUUGUGGAGGCGCACGGCUACUCUGGGGGAUCGCGGGAGGUGGCCAUGAUGAUUUCUGUCGUUGGUGGGGAGUUUACGCGAGAGGAACAACAGUUUUUUCUUGAGUUUCUUACUGGCAGUCCGCGCCUUCCACUGAACGGGCUCGCAGGAUUGGGGCGGAAGAUCACCGUUGUACGAAAGGAACUGGAGGGAAGCGGAGAGCAGACGCUGCCUUCAUGCAACACGUGUUUUUUGUACUUUAAGUUGCCGCCGUACACGUCGCGUGCGGUCAUGAAGGCACGUCUUCUGACGGCAAUUACGGAGGGCCGAAAGAACUUCAGUUUGUCGUGA
Trypanosoma cruzi is the source of this 3831-nucleotide messenger RNA. RefSeq lists its product as uncharacterized. The transcript has a single exon. NCBI's taxonomy places the organism in Eukaryota, Euglenozoa, Kinetoplastea, Trypanosomatida, Trypanosomatidae. The record is from RefSeq and is a predicted model, not a curated record. Gene Ontology annotation, molecular function: ubiquitin protein ligase activity; zinc ion binding. Gene Ontology annotation, biological process: protein polyubiquitination; proteasome-mediated ubiquitin-dependent protein catabolic process. Bases 1 to 3831 code for a protein of 1276 amino acids.